Molecule: messenger RNA, 1752 nt
Organism: Lycium barbarum (goji berry)
Lineage: Eukaryota; Viridiplantae; Streptophyta; Magnoliopsida; Solanales; Solanaceae
Product: magnesium transporter MRS2-I-like
Exons: 11
Coding region: 301-1482 (393 amino acids)
Biological process (GO): transmembrane transport; magnesium ion transport
Cellular component (GO): membrane
Molecular function (GO): magnesium ion transmembrane transporter activity
Source: RefSeq, a predicted model, not a curated record
UCAAAUAGUAACCAAAAAACGAAUAAUUUCACUAAAAACUCAAAAUAAAAGCUUCCUUGUUCAACUAAAUACAAAAAAUUCUCCACAAAAUCUGUGCAUAUAUAUAGAGAAAUGUGAUCCUUAUAGAUUUCCCUUUUAACCCAAAAACCCUAAUCAGUUCAUUCAAUUAGGGUUUUAAAUUUUCUCCAAUUCAAUUUUUCUGUACAGAAAUAUUUACAUAAACAUACAAAUUAAAAAAACAAAAUUGAUAAUAUAUAUGUUUUCAAUUAAGUUUUAGUUUGGUAAUGGUUGUUGUUAUUGAUGGUGAUGAUGGGUCGAGAAGUGGUACCGUUAAUGGAUCCGAGUACCGUCGGGUUGAAGAAAAAGGGAACCGGGUCAAGGAGUUGGUUAUUAGUAGAUGAUUCGGGUCAGGAAACGGUUUUAGAUGUUGAUAAAUAUGAGAUCAUGCAUCGCGUGCAAAUACACGCGCGUGAUUUGAGGAUUAUUGAUCCCUUAUUAUCUUAUCCUUCUACUAUUAUGGGUCGUGAAAGAGCUAUUGUUCUCAAUUUAGAGCAUAUCAAGGCUAUUAUUACAUCUGAAGAGAUUCUUCUUCGAGAUCCAUCAGACGAAAAUGUUACUCCUGUUGUUGAGGAACUUAGAAGGCGACUGAAACCAAUGGAUGGAAAUCGUGAAGACCAGAGAGAGGAAAAAGAUUCGAAUGUUCAGCAUGAUAUUGAAACAACUGAAGAAGAUGAGUCUCCAUUUGAAUUCCGAGCUCUAGAGGUUGCUUUGGAAGCCAUCUGCAGUUUCCUUGCUGCUCGCACAUUAGAAUUGGAAACUGCUGUUUACCCUGCUUUAGAUAUGCUAACAUCAAAGAUUAGUAGCCGUAAUCUGGAUAGAGUGCGGAAAUUAAAGAGUCAAAUGACACGGUUGACUGCUCGUGUACAAAAGGUGAGAGAUGAGCUUGAGCAACUUCUGGAUGAUGAUGAUGACAUGGCUGACCUUUAUUUGUCCAGAAAAUUGGCUGGUGCAUCACCUGUAAGUGGAUCAGGUGCAGCCAGUUGGUUUCUUGCCUCACCUACCAUUGGCUCAAAGAUAUCUAGGGCUAGUAGAGCAAGUAUUGCAACAGUUCGGGGGGAUGAGAAUGAUGUUGAAGAGCUUGAAAUGUUAUUGGAGGCUUACUUCAUGCAAAUUGAUGGCACAUUUAAUAAACUAACUACGCUACGAGAAUAUAUUGAAAACACAGAAGAUUACAUAAACAUUCAGCUGGACAAUCAUCGAAAUCAGCUCAUUCAGUUAGAACUCUUUCUCAGUUCAGGAACCGUGUGUUUGUCUAUCUACUCUUUGAUUGCUGGAAUUUUUGGGAUGAACAUCCCAUAUUCUUGGAAUCAUGAUCAUGGCUACAUGUUUAAAUGGGUGGUAAUCGGUAGUGGCAUCUUUUGUGCCGUGUUUUUCAUAUUUAUAAUCUCUUACGCUCGCUUCAAAGGGCUUGUUGGAUCGUGAAUUCUACUAUCGAGUUAAGACAGAUCUGAUGGCAAGCAAAAGCUUUUGCCAAAGUCUAGAACACAAUGAAGAUACAUUUGAUGGCUAUCUGGUAAGGGACCAUGUGGCAAAUCCAACGCUGUGAAUGACAUAAUUUUUGCAGUCAUAACAGUUCCUCACUCUUUUCAACAAAACAAGUUUGAGAUAUCUAAUGCAGGGUUUACCUUAUCAUAUUCCAGUUAUAAUUGAUAAUGUCAAUCGCAGCCAAAAGGUGUAAUGAAGAUUUUUUUU